Messenger RNA from Fundulus heteroclitus (mummichog), 2781 nucleotides. RefSeq names its product membrane protein, palmitoylated 6a (MAGUK p55 subfamily member 6) (gene pals2a). Bases 286 to 1941 code for a protein of 551 amino acids. The transcript is spliced from 13 exons. Gene Ontology annotation, cellular component: plasma membrane; cell-cell junction. Lineage: Eukaryota; Metazoa; Chordata; Actinopteri; Cyprinodontiformes; Fundulidae. The record is from RefSeq and is a predicted model, not a curated record. Gene Ontology annotation, molecular function: protein binding.
UGGGUUAGAUAACUGGAAGCAGCCCUGGGUGACAUUCAGGGUGGUGGAGGACGGGCAGCUGAGAGGGAAGAAGGGGGCAGGCACGCUGGAAAUGCAUUCACAAGUCACUGCUGCGUGAGAGAUAGAGGGAUAAUUAGCCGCUGGGAUAGAGGAAAAGCAUGGAAACGUGACUGGACAUCGCCUUCAGCACACCAGACUCUCCGGUUGCUCCGGCGUCUGUGAACGGGCAGGCGGGCGGCUCUUGGCCGUGUUUAGAGAGUCUGACCAUCCCGAGGAAUAAUCGGCAUGACUGUGGCCAACGCAAAGUCUGGCUCAGCCAUGCAGCAGGUUCUCGACAACCUGAAAGACAUGCCGACAGGAACUGGAGCCAAAGAUAUCGACCUCAUCUUCCUCCAAGGCAUCAUGGAGAGCCCCAUCGUCCGUUCCCUCGCUAAGGCCCAUGAGCGCCUGGAGGAAGUCAAACUAGAAGCUGUGGGGGACGACAACGUUCAGCUGGUCACGGAGAUCCUGGAGUCUCUCAACAGCCUCGAAGAACAAGAUCCUGCUGCCGCCGAGCUGGCCAGAAUCCUCCAGGAGCCUCACUUUAAGUCUCUAAUUGAAGCUCAUGACAAAGUGGCUGCAAAGUCCUACGAAACGCCCGACGCCGCGGCUAACAGCAAUUUACUCUCAAGUUCCCUAAUGCCGGCCGACGCUGUGAGGAUGAUUGGUAUCCAGAAAAGGGCCGGGGAGCCUCUGGGAGUGACGUUCCGCGUGGCGAACGGGGAGAUGGUGAUCGCGCGGAUCCUGCACGGCAGCUCCAUCGAUAGGCAGGGCAUGCUGCACACGGGCGACGUCAUCCGCGAGGUGAACGGCCAGGAAGUGGGCAGCAGCCCCCAGGAGCUCCAGGAGCUGCUGAGCAGCUGCAGCGGGAGCGUCACGCUCAAGGUUCUGCCGAGCUACAAAGACACGCCGGCGCCCCCACAGGUUUAUUUGAAGCCAUACUUCAGCUACAACCCAGCCACAGAUAACCUGAUCCCCUGUAAAGAGGCGGGUCUGGCCUUUGCUAAGGGAGACAUACUUCAUGUCGUCAACAAGGAAGACCCCAACUGGUGGCAGGCGCGCAAAGUCGUCGGUGGAGCCACCGGCCUGAUUCCCAGUCAGUUCCUGGAGGAGAAGAGAAAAGCUUUUGUGAGAAGAGACUGGGACGCUGGCGGUUCAGGGAUGCUCUGCGGGACUCUGCCGGGAAAGAAGAAGAAGAAAAAGAUGAUGUAUCUCACAGCUAAGAAUGCAGAGUUUGACCGUUAUGAGCUGCAGAUCUACGAGGAAGUGGCCAGGAUGCCCCCGUUUCGGAGGAAAACGCUGGUUCUGAUCGGAGCCCAGGGGGUCGGAAGGAGGAGUCUGAAGAACCGCCUUGUUGUUAUGAAUCCUCUGAGAUAUGGAGCCACCGUCCCCUUUACGUCACGCCAGCCCAGAGAAGAGGAGAAAAAUGGCCACAACUAUUGUUUCGUGACUCGGGAAGAGAUGGAGCGGGACAUCAAGGAGAGCCGUUACCUGGAGCACGGCGAGUACGACGGCAACCUCUACGGCACCAAGAUCGACUCCAUCCACGAGGUGGUGGAGGCCGGCCGCACGUGCAUCCUGGACGUGAACCCGCAGGCCCUCAAAGUGUUGAAGACUGCCGAGUUUAUGCCCUUCGUGGUGUUUAUCGCUGCUCCUGAGCUGGACACACUAAGAGACAUGCACAAAGCCGUGGUCGACGCUGGCCUCACUACCAAAAUACUCACGGAGAACGAUUUAAAGAAGACCGUAGAUGAGAGCGCCCGGAUCCGCCGGGCGUACAGCCACUACUUUGACCUGACCAUAGUCAACGACAAUCUGGACAAGGCGUUCGACAAGCUGCAAGACGCCGUGGAGCGGUUGUUCGUGGAGCCGCAGUGGGUUCCAGUCAGCUGGGUGUACUGACGGUCCCGGUCCCGCUGGGCCGACGCCCGCCUGAGCUGCCGGGGUCGGGUUAGGGGUUACGAAAAGAUCUUUAACACUGUGCUGCCAAGCGGAAGAAUGGGACGUCAACCUCGUGGUACAACGCUGCAUCCGUCACCUUAAUCUGAUUCGCCAGUUUUCUUUUCCAGCAAACUAUGCAACAGGAAGUGUACUUAUUUAGUGGAAAGUAGGGUUUUUCUUUUUUAAGAUACUGUUUCUAUUUAAAUGGAUUAAGCAUUUUGUCAGAUUGCUUUUAAUCAGCUUUAAGUUUAAAGUGUCGACUUUCACAUCUGCAAAGGUAAGAUUUAUUUAUUCUGCUAAAAUGAGUGCUCUGUCAAAGAAAUGGAUGAGAUACCUCAGUGUUAAGUUUACAGUGUAAGAGUGUCCACUGCUUCAAGUCAUUGUCACUACAAACUUAGUCAUUCGUCGCGUUUCUGUGACAUUUAUAUCUACUGACCGCUGAGUUCUCUCCCAAAACUGUCCGUCCGAUCACUGUUUCAGGCUGCGCAGAGCAACGCUGGAGUGUUUAUCCAUUGUUCAGCGAAGCACGAAAGCCGUUAUAUUAAUACUGCUAACUGUGUGACGGGCUCAGUAUUUAAGUUUUGGACCGUUAGACCAGUGGAUUUGGUGCUGUUUGUGUCAAAAAGGAAACUUAGCCGGGAGUUUUGAAGAGUGUAUUUCAUCUCAGAAAACUAUUCCCUCAGAUGUGAGAAUAGUAAGACUUCAGUUUUAAUUAUUCAGAUUUACUUAUAAAAUAUAUAUUUUACAAGAUUUCAGAUGAGUUGUAUUUUCAGAUGUUUAAUAAAAUAACAUGUUUUCUAA